CUCCUCUUCUUCCUCCUCCUCUUCGAAUUUCUCCACUGCCGAUCACUAGUCCGCGAUGAACUCGCCGCGAAGGGAUCACCGGUGGCAGCAGGAGGCGGCGAGGGGACGGCGGAACCAAACCGCGAAGAGCUGCUGCGGAGGCAGAGGAGUUAAAGCGGCGCCGGCGAGGGUGAGCAGGAGGGUGAAGGAGCUGCAGAGGCUGGUGCCGGGAGGCCGGGAUCUGACGGCGGCGCAGCUCCUCCUGCGCACGGCGGACUAUAUCCGGCGGCUGAGGCUGCAAGUGCAAGUCUUGAGGAUUCUUUCCGACAACCUAGGCACUGCGCCGGCUGCUUAGUUAAUACAUAAUCAAUCAGCCCUUGAAUUAUUAACUACUGCUGCUUAACUACUGCUGCUUAAUUAAAAUAUAAGACCCCUUCCUGUAAUUUUUAAAAAUUGUAAGAAAUAUAUUAUUUUUCAGUUUAUUUACAUAUUAUUAUCAUAUAUUUGUAUUUUUGUGUGAUACUGCUAGUUUUAUAAUCUCUCAAUU
This is a messenger RNA of Zingiber officinale, 526 nucleotides long. Its product is annotated as transcription factor IBH1-like. The transcript has a single exon. NCBI's taxonomy places the organism in Eukaryota, Viridiplantae, Streptophyta, Magnoliopsida, Zingiberales, Zingiberaceae. The coding region runs from base 56 to 334 and encodes 92 amino acids. The record is from RefSeq and is a predicted model, not a curated record. Gene Ontology annotation, molecular function: protein dimerization activity. Gene Ontology annotation, biological process: regulation of DNA-templated transcription.